UGCCAGGCGCUCACUGAGGCUCGACUGGGCCGAGGGAAGACAGUGCCUGGAGAAAGGCGAAGGAACACGGUCGCAAAAGGCAUAGAAAGACGGGCAAGAGGGCUACAUUUCCUCAUACCUGCCACAAGAUGUUCAUGUGAACCUCUAGGUAAGACCAGAGCGAUCAUAGACAUCUUCAGCCGUCAAACCUCAGGGAUCGCAAUUACAUCCAAUCAUCGUCAACAUGCUGUAGCUGCGUCCUGACACCGCCAACAUCGAGCCAGCAAACCGUGCUCUGGGCACCUCCCAAGGCCCAGCCAAGGGUUGCAAGGAGUCGUCUGUAAGGUUGCCGAAGUCCUGGCAAGACGUGGAAAGUAAUAUGGUCACGCUGAUCACAGAAAAACUACAGAACCACUGUCUGGAAGACAAAGAUGUAACAUACAAUCAGAUAGACCAUCGUCCUGCGCACCGGAGCCUGCGAGCCCGAAGCUUUACCAUCCCGAAAACGUACCGCUAUGGAGAGCACAAGAGGAAUGCAUUUGUGGAGAAGAAUGGCCUAAGAUCAGGGGGGACAGAAACCAUGGCGUUUCCCUCAGGGGAGCGCAUGACAAUUCUGACCCGUAGCCGCCACAAGAGCGAAACCUCUGCGCCAACCCGCUUCAACUUCCACUGCAACGACUCCAACGACAUAUCACAGACGCCGCCCGAACCCCCACCGCCAAAGAAACGACACUGCCGCUCCCUCUCCAUCCCCACAGAACUUUCACAAACAGAUUCCAGCUGGAAGCCCAGUGGCUGCAAGCUCUGGACACCGGUCACAAAACUCAAACAGGGUCAAAACGGGUUGAACAGCAUAGCUUCACUCAGAGGGUCCAACAACAGUUUGUCGUCAUUCCCAGCCCAUGCGGGGGGGAGAUCCCCGUUCAGCCCCAGCGAGCAGUUCUCCACCCCGCCCGAGUCCCCCAUCCCCCGCCCAGCUUCGGCCAGUAGCGGCUUCUUCGACACCUCGCUCUCCGCCCCGUGGCUCGACAACAGCCCCACCAGACACAAGCGCACCGACAGCUCCGUCUCCGAGGCCGUGUCCGAGGGGUCCGGGUCUCUGUCGUCCGUCGGAAGCAGCCUGACGUCCACUCCAGAGUUACCACGGAGACGAGUGGGCCUCCCGCGAGCCCGGUCCCAGCCCUGCGUCCUGCACCACGACCGGAAGGGAGGACUGAAACGGAGGCGGGAGGAGGAGAGACCAACAAUAGAUUUUGUCAAGAUGAAAGAGAGUUCCUAUGACCAAUGCAGCCAGCGAAAGCAGGGUGUGAGAAUACCACAGUAUGUUGUAAGUACAAACAUCAGGAGUUCUCGCAGCCUGGCUUCUUUCUUCAUCGACUCGGAGUUCUUUCUUGGCUUGAAGCCCAUCAUGUCCUCUCCCUGUGACUCCACCCUUUCCAGCGUCAUGAUAACCCCCUCACAGAGCCCAACAAAGGACCUUGAGGAGAACAAAGACAGAGAGAAGACACCAGCAGACCUGGUCACCAUGACGGCGUGUGUGGAUGAAAUCAUCCCGAGUGGGGACGAGGGGGAGGCAGAAGAUGCUGAUGACAGCGGCACAGAAGGAGGAGACAGUGCAGAGUGUGACAGAGGGGGCUGCGGCAGCUUUGAUGAACCCAUCUUCCCUAUCGAUGAUGAAAUUGACAUUGACCAGAUUGAGAGAAACUGAAAGAUGUGAGCUGACUUGGUAUGAUAAGCUUUCCAUGACCAGAAGGUUUGCGAUUGUAAAAAUGGAAAGCGAUACCCCCAAGUUAAAUUUGCAUCAGAUAACAUUACCUCAUAUGUGCUGAGUGAUUUGUACAUGAUAGUUCAUCAGUAAAGGACACAGUGUGGUGUGACGUUAUGUGGCUGCCGUGAGAGAGGGCAGAGUGAAGAACCAGGGAGAUGUCUAUUUUUGUGAUGACGAGUGAGAGGAAAUCAGGGUGUGGCUUCCAAGGUCAGGUUUGUGACAAGGUCAAGUUUUCCCAGCCAACAUAAGACAGAAGUUCACCCUCAGAUUCCAAGCUGUUCCCGCACCAUGAAAGGUCAAAGCUUUGCAAGCUCUUUCAGUUUUGACAAAAAAUCACAUUCUAAAACUUCUGCAUUACUUUUGGAUGUAUUAUAUUACCAUGGAAUGCAAACUGACUUGAACAUUCACUUGAUAUUUCAAUAGUUUCUCUCUUAUGACCCAGACUUGACCUUGUGUCUAAGAGACAUGUUUGACAGUCACAAUGUCAUUUUACAUUUUUCAUACCAUACAGUCAUGUGCCUGAAAAGGGCCCAUUCCCAGGAGGAAAACAAUGUGAAAGUUGCUGCUAGUUUUUACCCGUUCCUAAACACAUUUUUGUGUUCCAAAAUGUUGACAGCCUGUUGACAUAUAAAACUCUAUCUCCAAACUUCAUGUAUUCUCCAUGUUCACCCCGAACGUUAAGGGAAAUUGACUACUCUUACCAUGAUCAGGUGUUUGACUGGUAAAUUGUUCGUGUAGUGCACCAAUAUUGAUGGUUUAGUAGGGCUUAGUGGCUGUUGGUAUGACACAUACUGUUUGAAGGACUGGCAUUUUGUGCAUUUUUUCUCAACCUCACUAGGGGACAUUCCUGCUUGGCUGACUUUUGUUUCACAUUCUCAUCCAUUGUAAUGAUAAGAUGAACAUUUAUGAUUGAAUUUUGAUUGGCUAGCUUAGAAAGAAGAGAUUUGAUGUAUACACGCAGUCUUUGAAAAUGGUGACAAAGGUUUGACAAAAGAUCCCUCAAAGCUUUCUUGACAGAUGCAAGCCAUUAUCUUCUGUUUAAAGCCUUGCAUAGCCUAGUACAGUAUGUGUCACACACAAC
Molecule: messenger RNA, 2828 nt
Organism: Branchiostoma floridae (Florida lancelet)
Lineage: Eukaryota; Metazoa; Chordata; Leptocardii; Amphioxiformes; Branchiostomatidae
Product: protein FAM53A-like
Exons: 6
Coding region: 359-1687 (442 amino acids)
Biological process (GO): protein import into nucleus
Cellular component (GO): nucleus
Source: RefSeq, a predicted model, not a curated record